AACUGCGGACACACUUAUUGUCAAGAUUGUCUAGAUGGUAUUUUAGUGUUUAUGGAAGAUGGAAGUGCUGAACUACCUUGUCCAGUAAGAUGUACUAAAAAGACAACAAUAACUCACGAACAAACAACAUCCUCGUUAGUAAAGGUGUUCACAUUAACUGGCAUUUUGGACAAAGUUUCACCUGGUAAAAAUGUUAAAUCUUUAUGUCAGCAAAGUAAAGAAUGUAAGCAGAUAAUCAGCUAUUCCUGUGCAACAUGCAGUUUAAAGAUCUGUGAAAAAUGUCAAAAUCUUCAUUCUUGUUCCAACAAAUCAUAUAUCAAUGUCAUUUUCAAUCAAAAAUUGCAAGAACUCCAACCAUUGUGUAAGCAACAUGACUCGCUUGCAAAAUUUGUCUGUAUUGAUUGUGAAAAUUUCUUAACAUGUGUAUAUUGCACACACAGACAACAUAAGAAUCACAGAAUAAAAACGAUAGAUGAUUUUGGACUGGAAGCCAAAAAGUGGUUCCAAGCGUUUAUCACUUCAUUCGAUGAAACAAAAGUGGUGUUGGAAAAGUUAACAAGGAAAUACCAUGACGCUCUAACAAAUUUAGAGAAAGAAAAGGAAGUAUUUGUUCAAAAAUUAAAAGAAAGAAAGUUAAAACGACUAGAAGAAUAUCUCAAAAUGUUAAAUAAAGAAGAAGAAGAUCUAUUGCGGAUAUUCGAUGAGAAAUCUGAAGAAUUUAAAGCAAAAUUGACUAAUGAUUGUUUUGUCGACAAUAAGAAAGUACAAGAAUUUACAGAUUACGUUCAAGCUUUUAAUUUAAAAUCUCAUUUUGAGUUAGUUACUGAAAAGUUGGAAAUUGAACGACAACUUCGCAGGUUAUCCUCGUUUCCAAAAACUAUCCCAACAUUCAAUUCACAUCUUCAUCAAAUAAACAAAGUAGAUAUUUUUUCAAAUCCAUUGGGCGAAAUGAAAAUUUCAAUAGAUGACGUCACAACUGUUGGUUUAGAUACCAAUGAAUGUUUUGUUUAUAGACACUUGAUUUAUGAAGAUGAAACACAACCAAACCAUUCCCAAUUAACAACUGAUUUAAUGAAUUUAGUUGAAAGUCUAAAAAGUGAGUUUUUCAUUUUUAUUAAUUAAAGUUUUAACAUAAAU
Molecule: messenger RNA, 1137 nt
Organism: Hydractinia symbiolongicarpus
Lineage: Eukaryota; Metazoa; Cnidaria; Hydrozoa; Anthoathecata; Hydractiniidae
Exons: 2
Coding region: 52-1122 (356 amino acids)
Source: RefSeq, a predicted model, not a curated record